This is a messenger RNA of Ricinus communis (castor bean), 1893 nucleotides long. Its product is annotated as senescence-specific cysteine protease SAG39. The transcript has 2 exons. Lineage: Eukaryota; Viridiplantae; Streptophyta; Magnoliopsida; Malpighiales; Euphorbiaceae. The record is from RefSeq and is a predicted model, not a curated record. Gene Ontology annotation, cellular component: lysosome. Gene Ontology annotation, molecular function: cysteine-type endopeptidase activity. Bases 814 to 1848 code for a protein of 344 amino acids.
UCUACUAUGUUAGCCAUAGAUAGUAAAAAGAAUUACAGAUACCAUAUUAUUUAGAAUAAUUGAUUUGAAGCACAGUUGAUAUGGCGUUUUUCUUGUUGCAGUUGCUACGAUUACUUUUUGAGGGUUGGAAAAGGCUUAGUUUAGUUCCAAAAUUUUGAGGAAUAAUAAAUUAACCGGCUAACUUUAUGUUUAGAAGUUAUAUGUUCAAAUAGAAGACUAUGUCUUCUUCUCUCAUUUUACCAGCAAGGACAAAUCCAAACUCUUCCCUUAACAAUAAGCCUGUUGCUACCAUAACAAGAGCUUGAAAUUUCUGACUUGUUGGGGAAAAAAAAAAAAAAACUUCUUCCACCCAAGUCCAAUUGCUCUUAUAUUGUGUAGAGUGAAGUAUAAAGUGUGAACAAAACGAAAUUCCUGAAGACCAUUACUUUGAGCAUUUUGAAGACACUAAUUAAAAAUCAACAUGCCCCACUAAGUUCCAUGCUAAAUACAUCCAAAACACCACAAUUAAUAUAUUAGUUAAAAUGAACUCUGAUAUAACAUGGAAAAGCUGCUUCUUAGAACAAAACAACGCAGCUUCCACGGAUCAAAUAUCACCCGUCCUUGUCAUAUAUUGCUUGCCUGAUUCACCAGGUAAUCAUCAGGUUUUUCACUAAAGCAUUCAUGUCAUAAUGGAAACGCAAUUUGAGACUGAUUCUUGAGCAAUGACAUUCCAUAUCCUAUAAGUACCUACACUUAGCAAGGGACUAGAUAUACCCAAUUUCAAAUAGCAAUCCUAGAUUAUAUCAUCUGAAACGGUGUUUGGCAGGAGAUACAAUGGCUCUGCUACUUCACAACAAGCUGGUUUUAAUGGCAAUGCUACUUGUAACUCUAUGGGCUUCACAAUCCUGGUCGAGGUCAUUACAUGAAGCUUCCAUGGAGUUAAGGCAUAAAACCUGGAUGACUCAAUAUGGCCGCGUGUAUAAAGGCAAUGUAGAGAAGGAAAAGCGCUUUAAGAUAUUCAAGGAGAAUGUGGAGUUUAUUGAAUCUUUCAACAAUAACGGGAAUAAGCCUUACAAGCUAGGCAUCAAUGCAUUUACAGACCUCACUAAUGAGGAAUUCCGUGCCUCACAUAAUGGGUACACGAUGUCGAUGUCUUCCCACCAAAGUUCAUAUAGAACAAAGUCUUUCAGAUAUGAAAAUGUCACUGCUGUUCCUCCUAGCCUGGACUGGAGAACCAAAGGAGCUGUUACCCAUAUCAAAGAUCAAGGCCAAUGCGGAUGUUGUUGGGCAUUUUCUGCAGUGGCCGCAAUGGAGGGCAUCACAAAACUCUCAACUGGGACUUUGAUCUCUCUUUCAGAGCAAGAAUUGGUCGAUUGCGACACAAGUGGAAUGGAUCAAGGCUGUGAAGGUGGUCUUAUGGAUGAUGCCUUUGAAUUCAUUAUCGAAAACAAUGGCCUCACCACUGAAGCAAAUUACCCUUACGAGGGAGUUGAUGGAAGUUGUAACACACGGAAGGCAGCAAAUCAUGCUGCAAAGAUCACUGGUUAUGAGAAUGUGCCUGCCUAUGAUGAGGAGGCACUGCGCAAGGCAGUGGCAAACCAACCGGUCUCAGUUGCAAUUGAUGCUGGUGAAUCUGCCUUCCAACAUUAUUCGAGUGGGAUAUUUACAGGAGAUUGCGGAACUGAAUUAGACCAUGGUGUUACUGUAGUAGGGUAUGGGACAAGUGAUGAUGGCACCAAGUACUGGUUAGUCAAGAACUCAUGGGGAACUAGCUGGGGUGAGGAUGGUUAUAUAAGAAUGGAAAGGGAUAUUGAUGCUAAGGAAGGCCUCUGUGGCAUUGCCAUGGAGCCUUCCUAUCCAACUGCAUAAAUGAAAACCAGUGAUGUGUGAAUCUUUUCCAGCGGUUCCCCUGCA